This is a messenger RNA of Pelagomonas calceolata, 1110 nucleotides long. The record is from the annotation of a GenBank genome assembly. NCBI's taxonomy places the organism in Eukaryota, Pelagophyceae, Pelagomonadales, Pelagomonadaceae.
GGUCCCUAGGUGCACUCUCGACGAGAGAGUGCGGUCUCUGCUCUGAGCUGAAGUCAAAUUUGAUGUGUAAACUCAGUACCGCUCUCGAUGGCACUUUUCUCGGUCUCGAUUGCCCUCCUCCUCUGGCACCUGGAUGCCCUCACGAUUCCCCUUUUCGAAUACCGCAGCAGCGUCUUCCCGCUGGACGUGGUGGUCGUCGAGUGCCCGCGAGUCGGCUGGCACCAGAUCGCGCUUGAGAGCGCCGGCGGGCCGCGGCUGCUCGGGCUCGUGGACGCGGCGCCGGCGCCGGGCGCGCGCGGCGUGCUCUGCGAGUGCCACGCGAGGGGUCGUGCGACCGGCGACGUCCAGCGCAUUGUUGCUGUCGCCGUCGGGCGUUUCUUGGUCGAAGCGCUCCGCCCGGCCGGCCACCCGGGACGCCUCGCCGUGGGCGACGUCGGCGCGGUCGUCGACGCCGCGCCCGAGGACGACGAGGUGCUGCGCGAGGCGGGUCACGAUCUCCUCGCGCGGCGCGGCGUGGCCGCGGCCGACGAGCUGAAGGCGCACCUCGCCUAUGAGACCGUCGCGACGCUGGAGGGCUGGGCCGGCUCGACGGCGACAGCGCAGGCAGCGGUAUUGUCCGCCGCGGCGCGGCGCGCGACCGCCGAGGCCGUGCGCCGCUUCGCGCCCGCCGCGCGGGUGGAGGACGCGUGCGCCGUCGACGCGUGCGCCGCCGACGGCGACUCCGAGGCGUGCGUGCUGGAGAGGGCCUACGCGCGCGCGGCGGCCUGCGGCGAGGACGGGCCGUUCGGCGACGACCUCGCGGAAUUCGCGCCGACGCGGCGAGAGCUAUCGAGCUUCGCGCUCUGCCGGGCGCUCGCGCCGGAUCCCGAGGCCGCUCGCCGUCUGCUCGCGACGCGGUCCACGAGCGCGCGGCUGCGGCACGCCGACGCGCGCCUCAGCGCGACGGCGGAUUGGCUCGCGCGGCGCGCCGGCCUCGGGGAUGCCUGGCGCGUGCCGCGGCCGGACCCGCUCGCGGACACGGCGCCGGCGGCCGCAGCCCCUCCUCCCCGCCGCCGUCGCGCGGGGCCGUUCCGCCGCCUGGCGGACGCGGCCCGCACCCGCCGCCGAUGA